AUCUAACCUAAACGAUUUGUUAUGAUUAUAUAUUUCCUGAAUAAUCCAUUAAACAUUAAGAAUUACGUGAAAUAAUAUAAACGAUCACGAUUUAAAUAGACAGAAAUACGCAGAGCAAUGAAUAUCGCCCGUACGUUAUGCGUGAAACAGUUAAACGGUAUAAGUAGAACCGUAUCCAGGAAGAUUGGUUUUACGGCCACAAAUUACGAAGCUACCAAUGCCGUUCAGCCUAAAAUCCAAGAAGAAAAGUUCGACUUCGAGGACCUACAGGUAAUCGAACGUACUGAGCAGAGGAAACCCAAAAUACCACCAUUUAUGAAGGAUGUCUUCGUGUCCGUAUUCCAACGCGACUUACUCGCCUACCCGGAGAUUUUGGACAAAGAGGAGACCGAAAGCAUGGAGAAGAGAGCCGAAACGCUAGACAAAGUGUUCCAAGACAAAACGAAAUCGAAAGAGGAACGUAGGAAUGUUUUGAAAAGUACCAAAAUGUAUGCAGCACCCGUUAAUUGGACUAGGAACGGUUUGGCGGCUAAUCAAACAGAGAGCAUAAGGUAUUUAGAAACCGUAUCCCCAGAUUUUGAAUUGGCUCAUGAGCUCAGUGAUCACUGGGUCGCGUUGCGUGCCCUUCAGCAUGGACUCACUGCAGAACAGUAUGCGGCUGUAAUUGAUGAACUGUCGACAGGAGAUGCAACAGUAACUUUAUGCAUCAAAGAGAGAAUUGCUGAAAGAUUGGCCCAGCCCGACUUCAGGACGACUGCUACUUUGGAUGCUCAAGGGGUCUGGCGUAUAACUGGCGAGAAACUAUGCACGAGGGGAGAUGGCUUUAUGCUUGUCCUGUGCAAAGUCGAAGCCGACCACCUGAAAGCUUUCCUGGUCCAUCCGGGGGCUACCGGCGUGACCUUCGACGGAAACUUUGUUCAUUUCCAGAAAACAAUCGGUACACCCCUCCCGCAAAUACCCAACGCUGAUCUAGGCAAGAUAUUCGGUAUCUCUCGUCUCCAUGCCGCCACGCUGUGCCGCUGCCAACUCAAGUAUGCAAUCAGCAAGAUUGUGGAGUACGUCAAGCCCAGGUCAUUCUCCGGUAAACCUCUUGCGGAGUUGUCGACGAUACGAGCAAUAGUUGGAGAGUCGUUGCUCCAUGUGUAUGCCAGCGAAAGUACUGAGUACUUCACAGCCGGACUCAUAGAUGGAUACGUUGAUCCGGACGCGGAACUAGAGAUGGCCAUGUGCAGGAAUUACAUCAACAGUCGUGGUCUAUUUUCCCUGAUAAAUCUCCUGGAAAUUCCUGCUCUAGAAGAAGAGGAGGAGUGCAAGAAGAUUUUUGAUCGGAUGAGGAUCCUCGCGAGCGGAGGCGAAAGUUUAGAUGGAAUUAAUACUUUUAUAGCCCUAAACGGAAUCCACCACGCCGGCAAGAUAAUGGCGGAAGAGAUCAAACAAAUAAGGAAUCCUUUGAUGCAUCCCGCUUUCAUCAUCAAGAAGGCUCUGUCAAAUAGACAUCAAGUCAAGGAUGAGCCGAAACUGACUCUCCACUUGUCAGAGCACCUCCACCCGACCCUCAAGCCGGCGUCAGAUCAGCUCGAGUACUGCGUCCUCAGGAUGAGGUUCGCUUGCGAAACCCUAAUGUCCAGGCACGGAAUGGAAGUCUCUGUGGCGUACAUGGAACUGAAGAGAUUAGCCGAAGCAGCCACGCUGAUCUUGGCCAUGACCUCGGUUCUGGCGAGGGCUUCAAGGGCAUACUGCAUAGGUCUUCGCAACGCGGAGAUCGAAAUGAAGCUGGCCACGUGCUUCGUGAGCAAAACGAUAUCUGAAGUUCGUCAGCUGAUACUGGACAUAGACAACGGGGAGUUCCUGAACCACGACCGGUUCAAGGUCGAGUUCGGCAGGAAGGUCCUCGACACUAACACCGUGCUGGUGGAGCGGCCCACUUCGAGGGUCUUCUGGUGAUGCAAACCAAUAAAUGAAUAAACGCUAGACCUUCGC
Messenger RNA from Bombyx mandarina (wild silkworm), 1980 nucleotides. RefSeq names its product acyl-CoA dehydrogenase family member enigma (gene Egm). Lineage: Eukaryota; Metazoa; Arthropoda; Insecta; Lepidoptera; Bombycidae. The record is from RefSeq and is a predicted model, not a curated record.